Messenger RNA from Toxoplasma gondii ME49, 2079 nucleotides. RefSeq names its product ubiquinol-cytochrome c reductase. Lineage: Eukaryota; Apicomplexa; Conoidasida; Eucoccidiorida; Sarcocystidae. The record is from RefSeq and is a predicted model, not a curated record. Gene Ontology annotation, biological process: mitochondrial electron transport, ubiquinol to cytochrome c. The transcript has 4 exons. Bases 617 to 1321 code for a protein of 234 amino acids.
CUCUACUGCCCUUGUUCCUGUUUCUUUGACUUUCCUUGUCGCGUCCCUGUAAUUUUCACCCUUUGGACGAAACUCAGUUGCGAAGGCGCGCAGCCGCUGCCGACUAUCGGUGGAGCUCUUAGGUUCGCCACACCCCAAACUUGCGUCAAGCAAAAACACACAAAGUUCGGCCAGGGACGGGAAACUCGGCUUCCAGUCAACGUCCACUUUUCGGCGCCGUUUCCUCGCUUUUGCCUCUCCCCGUCUGCCGCCACCCUGGAGAUCGGUCGCGUGCCUCUCCCCUUUUUCGGCAGCCCCUUCUCGGCCACUUCCCGAAACAGAAACCUCCUUUUUGUGAGAAGGCGGAGCUGACCGUUUCACGUCUUCCUUCAACUCUUGUGGUCUGCGUUGGCUGUGUUUCUGCCACUACUUUUUUCGCUGCGCAAUUUGGAGAGACUGCGUGGACCUGUGGUACAUGCAUAUCGUGCAUGUGUUGUGGAGAGCCGCACAAAAAACGGUGCCGGCUUCCUCUCGCGUUUUGUUUCCGGUUUUUCACCUGCGUGUUUAGCCGCGUCACCGCUGCGCUUCGGUUCUAGCGCAUCUAUUCCUCCAGGAACCGCUUUCGAAGUCGACCAAGAUGGCGCAGUUCCACAGAGAAAUCGGCAAGCUGUUUGCCUCCUACUCGAAUAAAAUCACCGCCAACAGCCCCGUCCAGUAUGUCCCUUCUCCGCCGACAAAGGGCAAAGUGAGACGCGCUCUCAGCUCGGCGCUGAUGCCCGUCUGGUUCAAGUUCUUCCGGGGACCUCUGGAUCGGUGGAACCUUGCCGUCAUGGCCAAGUACCUCCGCGACCACGGUCUGAUGUAUGACGACCUCUACAGCGACAAGGAGCCAGUGUUCGCUCGCGCUUUGGAGCUGCUCCCCCCCGAUAUUCAGGCUGCUCGCUUCCGUCGCCUUAUGCGCGGAACCUACCUGAAUCACCUGCGUCUGUACCUCCCGGUCCACGAGCAAAACUACGACCCCUUCAUCCCGUACAUGGCUCCCUAUGUGGAGGAGGCAAAGUUCCAGUUGCAAGAAGAAGAAGAACUGCUCGGCUACCACAUGUGGGAAGGCGUAUGGUACUCCGGCGGUGUCACUGGUUUCGGAGACAAGGAACCUGGCGAGCACUUCCUCGUUGCGCUGCCGAACUUGUACGGAGCCGGAGGUAGCCCCAUGCAGGCUGGCGGCAAGCACUUUUCGUCUCACGCCGCCUCCGCUGCUCGCGCGCGGCUAGCCACUCUUGCGCAGAAGAGGCUAGAGGAAGCGAUGCAACAAAGAGAGCGACAGUCUGUGUCUCAGAACUAAAUGGAAGGCCGAACGUAGAAGCGUGACAGAAGAAGGGGGCGGGCCGGCACAUCCAGAAGCACUCGAUUUCGCUUUCGCACUCGAGCGUCAGGGAGAGACAAAAGCUGUGAGUUGUCUUGUCAGUGAAGUCGUUCAUGGGCCGAACGCUGCGCGGUGGCACAAGCAAGCAAGCCCCGAAAAGAACGACUGUCUCUGUUUCCUGUUCAAAGAAAGAAAAGCGAACUCGCUGAGGGAAUCGGUGAUGUCGAGAACGGCUUCACAAAAGGACCGAGAAAGCAAGGUCUGUCUUCUUCAGAGACGGCGGUGUGUGCCAAAUAGUGUGCGAGAGAAAGAGUCUGAAACGGGUGUGAAUCAUAAGGGCCAGUCCACUGAUGCCAGCUACCUCUCUCCGUCUACACAAAUCUACGCUGUUUUACAGCCUUCCACGAGACGAUUUGCGCGGGGGCUUUCGUGUCGGCUUCGACGAACAUAGCCCCAGCCAUUUUUUAGCUGCUUGCUCUGUGUCUUCGCUGCUGGACGCUCUUCGCGAUUCAGCGUGUGGAUGGCACGCGUUUUCUGCGUUACUGAAUGGAACGGGGAUGUGUACACUGAAAUUCCAGCAGGCAAGUUUCCAUGCGUGCACAUGUUCCUCAGUCUCCCCGACUUUUCUGGUCUGUCGCUAAGGAGCAACUGCCUGAUGUUCGGCUCCUCUCAGAGGAGUGUGAUGUUUACGGGGAAACACGGGUCGACGGACACAACUCGCUCGUUUCAAAGAACGG